This is a messenger RNA of Wasmannia auropunctata (little fire ant), 2281 nucleotides long. RefSeq names its product cuticle protein 19-like (gene CPR6). The record is from RefSeq and is a predicted model, not a curated record. NCBI's taxonomy places the organism in Eukaryota, Metazoa, Arthropoda, Insecta, Hymenoptera, Formicidae. Gene Ontology annotation, cellular component: extracellular matrix. Bases 71 to 622 code for a protein of 183 amino acids. The transcript is spliced from 3 exons.
AGUGACUUCGCGCCCGAGACGGUCUCGCAUACGGUAAACGUGGUGUGAGCGGAAACAUUGUGGAAGCAUCAUGCUGAAGACGGUCGCUCUCCUCUGUGCCGCGCUGGCGUGCAGCCACGCGGUGGUUCUCAGCGGUUACAACGGCGGCCAUGGCCUGUCCUACAGCGAUUACGGCGAUCUCGACGGGUAUUACGGAUCCGCGGCCGGAUACAAAGUCCUGCCGACGGUCGCGGUGCCGGUGCACGCGGUGUCCGCCGCGCCGCUGCACGUGGACGCGUCUCUGGAUCACGAGCUGCACGGCUAUAAGCACCACACCGAUCAGGAUCACGACUAUUACUCGCACCCGAGAUACACCUUCAAUUACGGCGUGCACGAUCCCCACACCGGCGACGUGAAGACCCAGCACGAGGUGCGGGACGGCGACGUCGUCCACGGCUCGUACAGCGUGAACGAGCCCGACGGAAGCGUGCGCAUCGUCGAGUACACGGCCGACGACCACAACGGGUUCAACGCCGUCGUGAAGAAGGUCGGGCCCGCGGUGCACCCGGUGAAACCGGUGCCGAUCGUCAAGUACAUCUCGCCGGCGCACUUCAACAGCUACGACUACGAGAAGCACUAUUAGGAGCCGUCCAGCCAUCCAUCCGGCGUGUAAAUAGGCGACGAAUCGGGCGUUUUUUUUCGCUAAGAGGCAUAUUAGUCGAUAUACAAUCAGUCUGCUAGUCAAGCGUGACGGCGAAACAGCGCUCUCGAAGUUCGAUCGCGGACGCACCCUUCAGGUGGGAUUUAAUUAAUCAUUCAGCAACGAAAAAAAAAACAGAAAAAAUUGUGUGUGGACUCGUUUUUACCCGUACAAAGAAUUCUCAUGUAUAAAACAAUUAGACUUUAGGAGGGGGAUUUAGGAUUGUACCUUUAAAAUACACUGCGAUAAAUAAAUAAAUAUAUAUAGUUUUCAACUGAAAUUAUAUCGAAGAAUGCUAACUCCUUUCCCGCAAAACAACGUUUGAUAUUAUUUUCUACUAAAAUAAAAGUAUUUUUGUCUUAUAAUCUUUGAUUUUUCAUCGCUCGAGUCCGAAGCAUCUAAUCGCACCUCUUAUUAUACGUAUAUAGCGGCACAAAAAAUCGAAAUUGCUCCUUUCUGCACGGUUAAUCGGAAAUAGCUCCGUCUAUUUAUUUCACCCUUCGCCCGACGAUUCGCAAAAACCGCACGAAGGCGUCCUGCGCGUCUCUUUAAAAAAAAAAAGGAAAACCAUUUGACGGAAUUGGAAAUUGUACGAUGUAACCGCGCAUGUCUGAAGUAUCGAUUUGUAUUUGCGGAGCGACUCUCUACGUAAUAACGUAGAUUUCAUUUAUUCUCCGAGAUGCCUCUCGUGCGUUCAGGUUUUUCAGGUUUCACUGUAAAAAUAUAAAUACGCAACUACCGCGAAUAAUAUUUGAAAAGAAUAUGUAAACGCGUCUCACCGCGCACGCGCCUCGUAGAAAGUUGUAGGGCUACAGAAAAACGUGACAAGCGAAUAUCGAUCAAUCGCAAUAAAAAAGGCUAAAUAACGUAUAAGCAGCAGCAAAUCCAACAUACUGAUUUCUUUGCUGCUUAAGAUUUUCCGUGUGUGCUAAUUCUCUUGACCCUUAGGGUCCGCCUACAAUAAGGGUAGUAAAUCGUAAGUCUUAAGAAAUUGACCAAUUAUAAUCGAUUAUUCUUCUCAUAUUCGACUGUGAUUAGUCAAUUUUUUACAGCUCACGAUUUACUACUGUUAUUGUAGUACGACCCUUUAUGCGGCGAAUCUACAGUAAGAGUCGUAAGUCUUGAAGUCGUAGGAAAUUGACCAAUCACAGUCGAAUGUGAGGAGAAUAAUCAAUUGUGAUUGGUCAAUUUCUUUAAGACCUUUAUUACUUAUGACUCUCCUAUUGCAGACCCACAUUACGCUCAAAUCCGUCCGAGAAUCCCUUUGCGAUCUAUGUGCAAUAGCAUGAUGAUGUGAACCGCGCGGGAAUUUAGAUUUAAAUCUCUAUGCUACGGAAAACGAGAAAUAUCAAAUUCACGUGAAACGCGAUAGAAAAAAAAUACGAAUGUAUAUUUUUGGCGAACGGCACGCGGCUGACGAAACGGGUUUCGUUAUAAAAGUAUAGGAAGAUAGAAGUAUAAGCCUUUUGUCCACAUUAUAUUGUAAAGUGAAAUGUGAAAUCGUAAAGAAUUGAUACUCUGACGACGAUGUUAUGUAAAACUGGUUUUACGUCCAAAUAAAAGUUUUAUGUCAAAGUAAAACAGACAAUUUAGGUAGGUAUA